Messenger RNA from Peromyscus eremicus (cactus mouse), 3923 nucleotides. RefSeq names its product shroom family member 2 (gene Shroom2). Gene Ontology annotation, cellular component: cortical actin cytoskeleton; apical junction complex; apical plasma membrane. The record is from RefSeq and is a predicted model, not a curated record. NCBI's taxonomy places the organism in Eukaryota, Metazoa, Chordata, Mammalia, Rodentia, Cricetidae. Gene Ontology annotation, biological process: actin filament organization. Gene Ontology annotation, molecular function: actin filament binding.
AUGAGGACAAUUUCCAACCUCUGCCUUCUUUCUAUUUGGCUGGUUGACAGUGGGUCUUUGUGUUGGGAUCCCUGUAUGAAUCGUGGGUGGGAAUCUGUACAUGUCAAGAUUUCAGAGGACAGCCCUUGUCUUUGCAGAAUUGAGCGGGUGAUGGACAACAACACCACUGUGAAGAUGGUGCCCAUAAAAAUUGUACACUCAGAAAGCCAGCCGGAGAAGGAGAGCCGCCAGAGUCUCGCAUGCCCAGCCGAGCUGCCCGCCCUGCCCAGUGGGCUGGAGAGAGACCAGAUCAAGACAUUGAGUACAUCGGAGCAGUGCUACUCCCGCUUCUGUGUGUACACACGACAGGAGGUGGAAGCCCCUUAUAGAGCCCGCCCUCCAGAGCCCCGGCCUCCCAGCACCCCUGCACCUCCUGUCAGAGAUAGCUGUUCUUCCCCUCCCUCACUCAACUAUGGGAAGGCCAAGGAGAAGACCGAGGAUGACUUGAAGUCUGAAGAAUUAGCCAGAGAGAUUGUGGGAAAGGACAAGUCAUUGGCUGACAUCUUGGACCCCAGUGUGAAGAUCAAAACCACCAUGGAUCUGAUGGAGGGAAUUUUCCCCAAAGAUGAGUACCUUCUGGAGGAAGCUCAGCAGCGGAGGAAGCUGCUUCCCAAAGUCCCCUCACCUAGAGUCACAGAGGACAAGAAACAGGACUCAGGUGUGCCAGGGGUCGUGUCCUUGGCCACCAAUUCUGCCUAUUACAGCACAUCAGCCCCCAAGGCAGAACUGCUUAUCAAGAUGAAAGGCCUACCGGAGCCCGAGGAGUAUUCAGGGAGUGACUUGGACCGUGACCUGUCAGUUAAGAAGCAAGAGCUCAUCGACAGUAUCAGCCGCAAGCUGCAGGUGCUCCGGGAAGCCCGUGAAAGCCUGCUGGAGGACAUCCAAGCCAAUAAUGCUCUGGGGGAUGAGGUGGAAGCCAUUGUGAAAGAUGUCUGCAAACCCAAUGAGUUUGACAAGUUCCGGAUGUUCAUUGGGGACCUGGACAAAGUGGUGAACCUCCUGCUGUCACUGUCAGGCCGCCUGGCCCGUGUAGAAAAUGCCCUCAAUAAUUUGGAUGACAGUCCUUCUCCUGGAGAUCGGCAGUCACUAUUGGAGAAACAGAGAAUCCUAACCCAGCAGCAUGAGGAUGCCAAGGAGCUUAAGGAGAACCUGGACCGUCGCGAGCGCAUUGUGUUUGACAUCCUAGCCACCUACCUCAGCGAGGAGAACCUGGCUGACUAUGAGCACUUCGUGAAGAUGAAGUCAGCCCUUAUCAUUGAGCAGCGAGAGCUGGAAGAUAAAAUCCACUUGGGUGAAGAGCAGCUCAAGUGCUUGUUCGACAGCCUACAGCCUGAGAGAAGCAAAUGAGAAGCCCAUCCUGCAGAAGUUGGACACUGAGCCUUGGAGAUUAAUGCCUGGGAAUAUAAGAGUGAACCCAAGCCUAUUUGCCCAUCUUUGGAGAGACACACUCUGGAGCCACAAGGCUAGUAAAAAAAGCAAUAAUGUCCUGUUAGUAUGUGAUGAUUUAUUUAUGUUUUUCAUUUCUCUUGGUUUGCUGAGCAGAGUUUUGUAUUACACGUGACUUCACAGAAUGCCAGGCUUUGAUGGUCAGCAGGGUCCCCUAGGAUGUCCAAAGGCUGGGCCCACAAUACACGUAAGCACUCCUUUGCAGCAGUGGCACCAUUGUUCCUCCCCUGUGUAGAUGCCAAAUACAUCCCUAUGGUGCAGGAGAGGAAAGACCCCUGUGAUUUAGCCAGGCAUGGGCUGCUGUGUGUUCUGUCCUUGUUCAUUCUACAAUGUGAGCAUUCAUGGAUCUAUCAUCCUGGUAUUCUCUGACCCAGUUAAAAUCAGUAAUGAUGAUAAAUUAUUGAUGUGUUGGAAACAUGAACAGUUUCCUAGUGGUUAAAAAACAACUAUGAAAUGAACAACCUAUAUAUUGGAUGCAUUCAUUCCAAGAGUAAAAUCAUCACAUAACUUGUGUGCAUGCUUUGAAACACCCCAAACAAACAGAUAGCUAGUGUCCUUCUUGUCACAUCUUAAAUAAUUUGAAGUCAAAUGACAUUACUUGGUUAAAAGUGUGUCUACUAAUAAUGUUAUUGCUUGCUCUUUAUUUCCUGAGACUAAUGGAAUAUUUUGAAGUUUCUUUCCCCCAAACACUAAUUUGUUUGUGUAUGUGAUCUUUAAUGAUAAUCGGUGGCUUGUCUCUCUUUACUUUUCUGUCUGUUACCGUGAGCCACGUGCCAUGUACCUUAAGACUUAAGAUUCCAUCUUCUAGUUUGUCAGAGGUCUUGUGGAGUGCUUACAUUUGAAACGAUUUCAAGAUUCCUUGUCCUUAGCAGUUAAAAAAGAUGACAAAUAGAGUGUUACUCAUUAAAGCAACACUGUCAUUCUAUUGGUUUCUAGUUAACAGGACAGAGAUUGGGAAAAAAUAUUUGUAAAUCAUGUGUCAGAUUUGUUAUUCAUUUUGUUUUUAUUAUUAUCUGUUUGUUUUAGAAGAGUCUCAUGUAACCCAGAUUGGCUUCAAUCUCCCUAUGUAGUCCAGAUGACCUUGAACUCCUGAUCCUCCUGCCUCCACUUCCUGAGCUCUGGGUUUACCAACAUACCCCACUUCCAUGGCUUCAUAUAUCUGAUAAAAGAUUUGUAUGAAGAACUCCCAACAGUAGAAAACAAACCAUUUGAAAAAAGUGGGCAAAAGACUUGACUAGACACUUCACCAAAGAGGAUGUAUGUAUGGCAGAUAAACACAUGAAAAAUGUUCACCCACCAGUGACAUGUAUAACUUACUUACAUUAAAUGUGUGUAGAUUUGGUGUAGUUCAAAAGAUGUUUAUGUAACUAAAUGCAUGGUGAAAGAUGAGCAAGUCCCUCUAGUGACUUGAUGUUUAGGCAUCACUAGUCUUGGUUCUAUCAAGGGAUUAUUUCACUCUUAUUUUCCCCUGAGAUUGCAGCAGAUGCAAAGAGUCCCUCUCUGAGCAGUAACCACACCCUUUCCAGAAUACACAUGCACACUUAGAUCCAUGUGUAUAUGCAUGUACUCACACUCCCACAUACAGUUGUCUUAAAGGACCAGAAUCCAUGCAUCCUGAGCCAGAGGAACAGAGGUUGACACCAUAAGCUCUGGUGAAGAUGAUAUCGUCCUCCGUACAGAUGAGUCAAGAUGGGCAAGCUUCUGUACUGCAGACCACAGAUGGCCUUGUUGACAGCCUAUCACUAUCAGCCGGGAGAAAACCUUUGCAGAAGUGUUGAUUCCUAUUAAACAAAGCUACGUCUACCUUUCCAAGUCCCUGAUCUGCCACUGUAGCCUCCUCCUUCCACUUGGUCAUCCCUUGCUGUGAACAUGGAUCAUGUCAGAAAAUGUGAUGAUGGCUGUCCACAAACUUUUCAAGGAAUUGCAGACUGUUUUGUUUUUAAUUUACACAAAGCUAUUUACCUGUGGUUCUUUAUCCCCAAAUACAGUGUUGUGAACAUUUUAAUGAUAUGUGUGUAAAAUGUGAAUAAUGGAAUUUUGUUUGUCUGUAACCUGCCUUUUCGUGUUGUUCCAGGAUUGUCUGUUAUGGAGAGCAAUAUUUAGUGUACUAGCAUGCUUGUACUGAAGCACAUAACACUUAUGACCUUCCUGUCCAUUCCCUGCUUGCCUGUUCCAUGUCUGAUUAGCAGGGACACAAAAAUUCCAGAGAGUCCAUGUACGUGUGUCUGUGAAUAGUGAUACUACUGCAUAAGAAACAAUCUGGUGCUAAUGGUUGGUCUUUGGCAUGCAUAGAUGUGGCCAUAGCUAUGGAACUCUUAACUCUCUGUACACACACUGACCUUGCUUGUGGUCGGUUUUUGUGGCUUUACCCUGAACUCUGCCCUGGCAAAAAUGCACAUUUGUUCUUGAUGCUUACCACUUAUCAACAGAUCCUCUUG